Molecule: messenger RNA, 729 nt
Organism: Acanthosepion pharaonis
Lineage: Eukaryota; Metazoa; Mollusca; Cephalopoda; Sepiida; Sepiidae
Source: the annotation of a GenBank genome assembly
AUGACUUUCUUUUAUCGUUUUUUUUUUUCUCACUUCUUUCUCGUCUCUUUUUCUCCCCUGUUCUUCCUUAACGCGCCAUUUUCCGGACAGAGUCUCCUUCUUCUUACUCUUAGUUUUUCCUUCCCGUCGUUUACAGAGAUAACGGCAGCAUCUCUGGGCUUGCAAAAUGACCCUCGCCGGCGGGCAGGGUUAGCACAUCACUGCCCUCACGCGUGCGUACAAAAAUACUCUCAGAAAGGCCAACAAAUCUGUCUCUGUUCCGCGAACAACUCUCAAAUCUCCCGGCCACCCCAUCCGCCACCUGUUUUCUCUACUUAUCUAUCUAUCUAUCUAUCUAUCUAUCUAUCUAUUCUUGACUGUAGAUCUCUCAGAAAAGAGAUAAAUAAACAGAUAGAUGUUAACAAAAAUAGCAUUGCUUAUGAUAACAGACUGUUUCUAUCUAUCAAUCUAUCUAUCUAUUUAUCUAUCUAUUUAUCCCUAUUUCAUCUUAUUCAUAUCUAUCUAUCUAUCUAUCUAUCUAUCUAUCUAUCUAUCUAUCUGUCUGAGUCUGUUCAUAUCUAUCUAUCUAUCUAUCUAUCUAUCUAUCUAUCUAUCUAUCUAUCUAUCUAUCUAUCUAUCCCUGACUGUAGAUAUCUAGAGAUACUGUAUCUAAACACGUUUGUCCGUCAUUUUGUGGCCGUGGAAAAUGCUAUUGUUCUCGUCCCUUCGCCCGCGGCAGAUCCACGGUAA